Messenger RNA from Phalaenopsis equestris, 2579 nucleotides. RefSeq names its product pentatricopeptide repeat-containing protein At5g27460. The record is from RefSeq and is a predicted model, not a curated record. Gene Ontology annotation, cellular component: mitochondrion. Bases 131 to 1747 code for a protein of 538 amino acids. Gene Ontology annotation, molecular function: protein binding. NCBI's taxonomy places the organism in Eukaryota, Viridiplantae, Streptophyta, Magnoliopsida, Asparagales, Orchidaceae. The transcript has 2 exons.
ACUCUCCCACAUCCGAUACGACCGACGGCCCGCCUCCUGCGUCCGUCCUCUCCUCCGUUCUCUCCGUGUCAGAAAACUCCUGUUUUGCUUUUUUCCCUCACUCCGCACAUUGUUGAAGAGGCGAGAGCUGAUGGGUUAUUUCUUCCCCGUUCUACUCCGGCGGUGCCUCCUGGCUACGCCCGGAACUCAGACCGGCCGUGCGAUCCCGUUUACCCUAAUCGGGAGUUCUAGAUGCUUCUCAUCCCCUACAGCACCGACGAGCGAACGCAUCGACUUUCCCUUCGAGGAUGACGAAUCGUCUUCCUCCUUUGCAAAAUCGCCUGACGACCUACGAAGCCGAAUCUUCCGACUUCGAUUCCCAAAGAGGAGCGCAACGGCGGUGAUCGAGAAGUGGGUCGCCGAGGGAAGGAAGGCGUCGUCACAGGAGCUUCGAAGGAUCGCGAUGGACCUCAGGAGGUCGCAGCGAUUUAAGCACGCGCUUGAGAUCUUUAUGUGGUUGGAUUCUCAGAGCAGUUUUCAGGCAUCAGCAGCUGAUCAAGCUGCCAAAUUGGAUCUAAUAAUCAAAGUCGAUAGCCUAGCUAAUGCAGAACUAUAUUUUGAGCAGAUUUCCAACACUGCAUCACAGAAGGUUGCAUCUCUACCUCUUCUCCAUUUUUAUGUGAAGCAAAAGGAGUUGACGAAAGCAGAAGCUCUGCUGACCAAACUCUGCAGCCUAAGUUUCAUUGUGAAUCCUCACCAUUUCAAUGAGAUUAUGAAGCUCUAUGCUGCAACGGGCCAGUUCAAGAAAGUAAUCUAUGUUAUCCGGUACAUGAAACGGAACAAGGUUUGUCUUAAUGUACUCUCGUAUAACCUCUGGAUGAACGCCUGUGGUGAGGUAUCCGACGUUGCUUCACUAGAGAUGAUUUAUAAGGAGAUGACGGUGGACAACAAUGUUGAAGUAGGUUGGAGCACAUACUGUACUUUAGCCAAUAUUUAUACUAGAUUUGGUCUUGCUGACAAGGCUUUCGCCGCCCUUCGGAUGGCCGAAAAUAAGUUAUCAACAAAGAAGCGACUCGGUUACUCUUUUGUCAUGACGAAUUAUGCGGCUCUCGGCGAUAAAAAUGGAGUUCUGAGGCUUUGGGAGUUUAGUAAAAGAGUGGCAGGGAAGAUCCCUUGUGCCAAUUAUAUGAGUGUCAUGAUCUGUUUAGUUAAGCUUGGUGAUAUUUCGGAGGCUGAGAGGAUCUUUAAGGCAUGGGAAUCUCAAUGUUGGAAAUAUGAUAUUAGGGUUCCUAACAUACUUUUAGGUGCUCACAUGAGGAAUGGAUGCAUGGAGAAGGUUGAAUUAUUGUUUUUUCAUGCUUUAAAGAAGGGCGGUAAUCCAAAUUACAAGACUUGGGAGAUUCUGAUGGAGGGAUGGGUGAAGAAGAAGGAGAUGGACAAGGCGGUGGAAGUCAUGAAGAAAGGUUUAUCUAUGUUGAAGCACUGUAUUUGGAGACCAUCCUCGGAUAUUUUGUCGGCCAUUGCGGAGUAUUAUGAGGAAAUUCAGAAUGUUGAUGAUGCUAAUAGGUUUGUGAAAGUUCUUCAACGUUCGUGUCUGAUGAAUCUUCACUUGUACAAGUCGUUUGUCAGAACGCACGUUAAAGCGAAGAGAGUGAACCCGAACAUCCCGAAGAUGAUGGCUAGAGAUGGAAUUGAGCCAGAUGAAGAAAUCAAAUUAUUGAUUCAACAGAUGACAAGUAUCAUCAGCGCUGAUAUUUAUGUGGACUAGUUCAUUUUCUAGCAACACUAAUUGUUUGGGAGUGCGUUGAGUGAUGUUUUAAUACACAAGAGAGACAUUUGAUGAUGAUAGCGCACAGCCAAGAAGUGAACUUAUAUCCUAUAUUUUCUGUCAUGGCUCUUGUGAGUAAAUUUAUCCCCAUUGGAGGCAAUGGACUCUCACCAGUUCCAACUUGAGGAAGUUGUCAAUUCAUGAACUGAUAAGUGGUAGCUGCUCUUUGUCAAUCCCAACAAUCUCUUCAACGAUUCUAUCAAGUUAGGAUCCAUCCGGCAACAGCGCCGUCAAGGCUGAUAGUUAUCCUUCCAACAGCUUCAACCUCUCCAGAAACUCUUUCACUGCCCCACGUUGCUGAAACCUCCACAUUGUGCAACACAUCAAAACUUCCAGCAGAUGCUGUCAAAAACUAGAUGUCAGCUGCUUGAUUUGUCAAAAAUGACUAAAAACUUCAUUUAUGAUCAUCGCAGGAAACCUUUUCCUUGAAAAACUUCACCAGAAUCGAUCAAUGGCCUUCGGUAAUGGAUCUGAAGGUAGCAGCUUGGGCUUGCCAUGUUGUUCUGAAACUGGAAUCAUCUUGUUUAUAUGGUGUUGUAGUUCAGGAGUUGGGAACUCUUGUCAUGGAGAUCUUCAUGAUGUAUUUCUCUUUUAUGGGUGGAAGGUCUCGGCUUCAUCCCAUAACAGUUUCACUCCCUCAACUUCCAUUGCUUUUGUUCUGAUCUUGAAUCUGCUAUUACUGUCUGUGAUCUGGUUCUUCUCUUUGAUUUCAUUUAAGUUGUAUAAUCUGAUUGUGUGGCAUUUUUAAAAUUAUAAAGUGAUUAAUAUUUAA